Wasmannia auropunctata (little fire ant) is the source of this 2200-nucleotide messenger RNA. It is a transcript of the gene Nmdmc, whose product is annotated as bifunctional methylenetetrahydrofolate dehydrogenase/cyclohydrolase, mitochondrial. Gene Ontology annotation, cellular component: mitochondrion. Gene Ontology annotation, molecular function: methenyltetrahydrofolate cyclohydrolase activity; methylenetetrahydrofolate dehydrogenase (NAD+) activity; methylenetetrahydrofolate dehydrogenase (NADP+) activity. Lineage: Eukaryota; Metazoa; Arthropoda; Insecta; Hymenoptera; Formicidae. Gene Ontology annotation, biological process: tetrahydrofolate interconversion. The transcript has 4 exons. The coding region runs from base 837 to 1856 and encodes 339 amino acids. The record is from RefSeq and is a predicted model, not a curated record.
GUAUAUAUAAUAUUAUUGCUUUGCAAAUAUACAUGCUUAUUUACGAAGCAUCCGCAUAAAUCAAAUUAUAAUUUAGAUAUAUUUAUAUCGACGGCCAAGAAAUUCACAAUUUCAUCGAUAUUCGGCAGUUGGUAAUGUGUGGCAGUUUUUAAUUAUAAUUCCGGAGAGGCCUACCGGGGCCUCACUUGAGAGUUGGAGAUUUCCACAUAAUGGAAAUUUCCAUGGUGGAUAUUUUGUAUUUUAUAUUUGAAAGUGUCACAAAAAUUUAGUCUGACUGACUGACUGUAAUAUUAUACCUUGUUCUCCGUGACCUCGUCGCUGACGUAAUUCGUUCUGCUCGAUCGCGAGCAUGAGUCCCGCGGACCUGCCAACAGCGGAAUCCUACCGGCUCCGUUUUUUCCGCGCGACCUCUCCGCCUCGGAGAAGGCGGAAACGGGCGGUCGCCAACUGGUCGGACGGGACUGCUCUAAUCUAAUCGCUCUCGCCUUUCACUCGCGGUCUCGCUUCGGCAGCCGCGGAUCGAUUUCGCAACUCCCGCAGUGGAGAUAUAUCGACCCCCUGCGAAUCGGCGAUUAUCGCUCGCCCCACGUCAGCUGUUUGGCCUGUUUGUCCGGACGGGUUAUCGCGUACACGCGGUACGCGCGAACCGGGACAAGCCUCUUCGCAUUAUUGGGUAUUGCACAAGCCCUCCCCCCCCCGUCGCGUUAUCGGUAAUUGCACAAGCUCCCCGCAGCGGGGAUUCGUCACCGAGGAACCGGAACCUUUUGACGGCAUGCGGUAGCACACCGACCUCAGUUCAGCGUGCGAGUCCCGCGAAGCAACAUCGACCAACAAUAAUGUUCUCCUGGAGGAACGCCUUCUCCCUAGUCUCGCAGAAGUUUGCGAGGAAGCUGCAUCUGUCGAAAAUCCGGCAAGAAGCUGCGAUCAUAGACGGAACGAAAAUAGCCGAGCAGAUUCAACAGGAAUUAAAGGUGGUUGUAGACACUUGUACAAAUGCCGGGAAGAAGAGGCCGAAGCUGGUGGCGAUAUUGGUGGGGAACCAUCCAUCCAGCAAAGCGUACGUCGGCAGGAAAAUGAAAGCGGCAAAGUCGAUAGGUAUCGAGAGUUACACCAUUCAUUUGGGAGAGAAUAUCACACAAGCAGACCUGCUUAAGGAAAUCGACAGCCUCAACAGGGAUCCGUCCGUCGACGGCGUUCUGGUACAACUGCCGCUGCCGAGGGGCAUGAACGAGAAGGAGGUGUGUCAGUCGAUAGUACCGAGGAAAGACGUGGACGGCUUCCACUUGGACAAUCUCGGUAAUCUCACCCUGGACAACAGCAGUAUCGUACCGGCCACCGCCUUAGCUGUCAAGGAAUUAGUACUUAGGAGCAAAAUCGAGACCUUCGGAAGGAACGCCGUGGUUGUGGGUAGAUCGAAGCACGUCGGGCUGCCCAUCGCGCUGUUACUACACGCCGAUGGCAAAGGCGAGACGGGCGCACUGGACAUGACAACGACAAUCUGCCACCGUCACACGCCCCACACGGAGCUGGAGAAGUACACGAAGCUGGCGGAUCUGGUCGUAGUCGCGGCCGGGGUUCCCGGCCUGAUCACCAAGGAGAUGAUAAAGCCGGGCGCCUGCGUGAUCGACGUGGGUAUCACCAGGGUGAAGACGGCGGACGGCAAGUACCGUCUGGUGGGAGACGUGGAUUACGACGGCGUGAAGGAGGUCGCCGGGCACAUCACGCCGGUGCCCGGCGGCGUGGGCCCGAUGACGGUCGCUAUGCUGAUGAAGAACACGGUCACGGCCGCUAUGAGGAACCAGGACGACACGAAGCAGUCCGACCAAUUGGAGAACAGCGAGGCAUUUGUGUAUUGACGCGGCGGCAAUUAGCUCUGUUUUAGGAUCCCUGUUCGAUAGGUGUGUCGACGUGUAUUUUCGUAAUGCACAAACGAAGAGUAUUAUUCUUGCAAAGAUAAUUAUAAAUGAAGCGGUUUAUUCAAUUAAUUUAUGUCAUCAGGUCCCAACGUUAUGUAUAGUAUCUAAAUAUAGUAUCUGUACAGUAUCUUAUUGAAAAGAGAAAAAUUUUGUACAAAUAAAAUCUCUGUUUCUUUUACGUGCGCUUUUUUGUUACUUUUAUAUUACGUAUUUUUGAAGUGUAACUUUUUGCACAAGUGCCUGACAAUUUUGUUAACGAUGAAUAAAUAAAAUGCAUAAAUUUC